Doryrhamphus excisus (bluestripe pipefish) is the source of this 5646-nucleotide messenger RNA. The record is from RefSeq and is a predicted model, not a curated record. Lineage: Eukaryota; Metazoa; Chordata; Actinopteri; Syngnathiformes; Syngnathidae.
UCAUCCAGCUGGAGGCUCCCAGAGGAGAACCUCAUGCGGGCUAGUCCGCUUGGCCGCAUCAACCUGCCGAGCGGUGGCAGCGGCGGCGGCGGACAGUAGUAUGGGUAGAAAACCUCCGGGUCUGAGUCGCUGUAGCUUCCUGUGGCGGCAGUGGCUGCCAUGCACAAAGAGGUGGGGCGUUGAGGCAAAGGGGAGGAGUUUAGGGGCAAGUAGGUGGGCCGGGAGGGGCGUGUCAAGUGGGGGUAGUACCCCAGGGGGCGGUAUUCAGAGGCGGGGUUAGAACUUCUUGAGAGGUGAAACUUGACGUCCGGUUGGCUUGCCACACGGCGAGGAAGGCCAGGGAGAAAGCUGCAGUCAUCGCUGUAAUGACCCGCCUCUGUGUGGCGCACACCCAAUAACCUCGCCCCGUUGCUUCCUGUUUGGUAGGCACUACCCAAUCCUGCCCCGCCUGAGCUUGAAGCCUGCAGGUUCCUCCUAAGCGGUGAAUAGGACGCGGGAUCUUGGCCUAGAGGGUGAAGAGAUGGCCGCCAAAGUCCGUCACGCCGACUUGGCUGCGGCAAACGCUCCAGAGAGGAAGCAGAGACGCAGUCAGACAAGUACGGGAACGUGGGGAGCACAGGGUGGUACUGGUAGGCGGGGUCGUUGGGGUACAGGAGAACCAGCUGCUGUGUUGGGUGCGGCUGCGGGUUGGGCCGGCGGCGUGAGUGGUUGCCGUAGAUACCGGCAAGCCUUUGAGCUUGGCGCUGCGCUCCCAACCACGCCUCACGGGGGUCCUCCUUCUCGGAUGAAGACGCAGAACGGAUCUGAGGCGAGAGGGGUGUGACCCGAGCCAGGCCGCGACACCUCGGCGUGACCUCCACAGACGAUUGGCUGCGCUUAGCUCUGCCUUUUCUCAAGUCGCCAUCCUCCAAGGCACAAGUGGAGCGUGGGAACAGCUCGUCGUCAUAUAGCUGCAAAAGUACAUCAUAUUAUUAUAAAUUAGCUUAUGUGACGUCUUUGUUUGGACUUACUUGUAAGGAGACGUCUGUGAGGAUGUCAGGAGAGGAUCUGCAGUGUCUGGAUUCUGAUGGACAGGAAGUCCUGCAUGGAGACAAGUAAGUAAGCUGACUGAUAUCACUGCAUGUAUUAUUGGGGAAAAGGGGUACCUGUGAAAGUUUGAAGGCUUCUUCUCGCUGGAACCUAAACACUCCAGCAGCUGCUUCUGUGUCCGCCCACUAGACAAGCAUCAUCAGACCUCAGUUAGGACGUUGUCUUAGAGACGCCACCUAAGGAACAGGAAGCUCACCUGUAUCGGAAACCGGAGCCUUUACACGACAGCAGCGUCUUCCUGUGCACCACCUGCGGCUCUUCGGCUAGUCUGAAGAACGCAUGAUACUCCACGCACAUCUUCCAGAAGGCCUUGCACACGUCCCUGCUUGCCAUGCAGAACUCCAGCGUAUCCUUAAGAGACGGCUACGUGGGGCAACACACACACACACACACACACACAUACAUAACACAGUGGUACCAAGUGGUAGACUUUGUACCGUAUGCGCCCCAGCUCCACAGCUUACCCCAACUUUAUCAUGCAGCUUAAUAAGGAAGUGCUUCCGUUUGAAGCUCAGUUUGCGAAUCUUGGCCCAGCUGAAGGUAUUGAUCUUUGUGUUCCCCUGCGGACGAAUGACAGCGUUAUCAUUCCAGAUGAGUCCACGUGGAGCUGAGCCGUCUACCUGAAAAACCAGCACCCCGCAGUGCGUCACCGCCAGAUUGAUGCGCAUGCCCUCGCCGUCGCUGGCGGCAUGUGGCCUGAUGCCAUACAUGUCCAACCUUCUGGCCACUUCCAGCAGGUGCACGUCCGACUCAGCCGGUGACACACCUCUGUGUAUGCACAGUCAGCAUGGAAUAUACCUUUUUUUUGGGGGGAGGGGGGUGUAACUUUGCACCUGUGUUUUUUGUGGAGUUUGGUGAUCUUGUGGUCCAGGUACUCCUGGUUGGGAAUGUAGUGCUUCAUCUCCAGUUGCUGAUGAUCCAGCUCUUCAUCAUAGUCCCCAAGCUCCGCUGUCAUGGAAAAAAAAUAUAUGAAUAUGCUAAAAAAAAAUUGCCCCAAUAUUUACUGUAAAUUCAGUUCAUAAACUGUCAAUUAUGACAAAGAGAGCGGACUCUGUUUGACCCUGGAACAGACUAAUUCACGUUGCAUGCAUGUGUCCUUACAUUGCAGUAUAUGAGAGACCAGCAGGGCGGCGCUGUUAUCAUUGCAUGUCAGACUGCCGUUGGACAAGUCCUGCUUGACCUGCAAGGCAAAAAGAUAGCUGCGCGCGCAUAAUAUGGCCGUCAGCAAAAUGAAAGAUGCAAGAUAACAACUCGGGGAGGGUCAAAGAGAAGCUGUGGUACCGAGUGAGGCCUCGCUUUAGUUGUCCAGGGUCUGGAGGGAAGAACUUGACUAUGAAUCUGAAGAACAGAUCGCUGGUGUCUGGAAGAGGACGUAUGACAAGUACUGAUCAAAGGUCAGAGCGACUCCAGCGGCCACCAGUGUGCAGUGGGCCUUGUACACCAGUGAAAUAAACAGCAGCCAGCCGAGACACACUCUUCUCUGAUUGGUCUCGCCCAAUGUCGGGGGCGGGGCCCGGACUCGGACAGACCUGGAGUGUGUUCAAGUGGAUUUUACGCACAGAGAGGAGAGUGGACUCUGUGGGGUCGACAGUGGACUGUAAGGAGGACGACAUCGUGGAGUGAAGGAGAAGGCGCUAAGAAGUGGACAUAAAAGCCUUUUCGCACCGUAGCAAAGUGCGCGCGGAAGAGCGUCCAUCCCUUCAUGUCGCUGCCUGGCUCCCCCUCACUCCUCCCGGCAGGCUCGGGCGCCCCCGCUCCGGCCACGUUGUACCGCUCGGCUCCUGCGGAGGCCAGCGCGACCUCCAGCCCAGCUCACGGUAACCCCCACUCGCUGUCCCCGCGGCUCAGCGGCGCCAUGCUCGGCGGCUUCUUGCCCGCGCCGGGAGGCGCGCUGGUCGGCUUGGGCAACGGCGCCGCCGCCCCUCUGGUGUCCGCGCUGGGAUCGCUGACCCCCGGAGCGCCCGCAUUGACUCAGAGCUCGUCCGGCGAGUGCAAGCUGGUGGAGGUUCACGGCGUCAAGGUGGCCAGCUUCAGCGUGCACGGCCAGGAGGAGCUCAUCUGCCUGCCGCAGGUGUUCGACCUCUUCCUCAAGCACCUGGUGGGCGGCUUGCACACCGUCUACACCAAACUCAAGAGGCUCGACAUCACGCCGGUGGUUUGCACCGUGGAGCAGGUGCGCGUGCUGCGGGGACUCGGCGCCAUCCAGCCCGGCGUCAACCGAUGCAAGCUCAUCUCCAGGAAGGACUUCGAGACCCUCUACCAGGACUGCACCAGCGCCAGCUCUCGUCCGGGUCGUCCUCCCAAGCGUUGUUCUUCCGGCGCCGGGAUCCAGGAAAGCCCCAGGCUGCUUCACCCGGGCCUUCCCGGCCUGCUGUCCCCCAACCUGCUGUCCCACACCGGCCUGACAGCAGCCGCCAUGGCCGAACUCCAGAAGCUGCAGAAGAUGAAGAUGAUGAUGAGUCUCCAGAACGGAAACGAGUCGGACAAUGAUGACUUGCACUCCAAUGCAGGAGGAAGUGAGUGUUCCUGGGACAAGGAGCGCCUGAGCAGCCCCCUGGCCGGAGCCCACUGUGGCGGCCCCGGAGGAGGUGGUGGAGGCACCACCCCGGCAGGUGCGGCGGGAGGCGGCGGGCGGGGCCCUGCUUUGGGAGCUGUCAAUCAACAGCAACUCCAGCAGCAGCAGCUACUUGCUAAUAGACUGGACCUGCCCUUCAUGAUGAUGCCCCACCCGCUGCUUCCCAUGGGGUUGCCGCCCGCCUCCGUAGCCAUGGCGAUGUCACAGAUGAACCACCUCAGCACCAUCGCCAACAUGGCCGCUGCGGCUCAGCAGAUACACGUUCAUCGGGCGCCCGUUAUCAAGGAGCGUGUGUGUGACAGCCCCUCUCUGUCGCCCUCCGUUGACGAGACCAACACGCCCCUGCAGUCGCAACCCAGUAGCUCCGCCUCCAGCUCGCCAGAAAGACUUGGCCUGCUCUCGGUUGAUGCAGAUGUGGCGCUGGCCAACCCUGCCACGCCCAUCAAGAAAAUAACAAAAGACAAAGAAGAAGAACCUUCGCUUGGGCAAGCCUUGCCCCCGGGCUUCCCUGCCCCGUUCCUAUUUGCCGACAGCCUGUCUUCCGUGGAGACGCUCCUCACCAACAUACAGGGCCUCCUGAAGGUGGCGGUAGAGAACGCCCGCGUGCAGGACAAGCAGAUCCAGGCGGAGAAGAGGGAGCUGAAGAUGGAGCUCUACCGGGAACGAGAGAUGAGGGAGAGUCUGGAGCGGCAGUUGACCUCUGAACUGCAGAGCAGAGCCUCCAUCCAGAAGCGUCUGAAGAAAGAGAAGAAGGCCAAAAGGAAGCUGCAGGAGGCGCUGGAGUUUGAGUCCAAGAGGAGAGAGAGGGGAGAGGACACCUUGAAACACUCGUCCUCGUCCUCCCCGGAGCCGCUGCAUGCCGCCAACAACGCCGCUGACGCUGCAUCCCAGCAGCAGGAUGAAGUCAAUGGGCAGCAGGAUGACGGAGAUAUGCAAGAAUCUCGAGCUUUCCUGAAGACCACCAUCAUGUUCUAGAGAGAGACUGAGCUUACAACCAGAGGCCCCCCCUGCCACGACUUACCACCCCGCCCAGGCCCCCCCCACCCCAACUCUAUUUGUUGCUCUUUUGUUGCAAACAAAGCUUUCUUCGGUCUCCUGAGUGACUCCUCGUUCCCAUGCAAAGCAUUCUGGGAAGGCUGGACCAAACAUGACUGCCUCGCAAGUUCAAAGAACACCUGAGUCCAUCUCAGACCGGAGCAGAAGGAAAUGACUUUUGGGACCGGCUCAAAAAACUUCUUUCAGGUCCUCCUGUGGCUGCAAGGAGGUCUUGGGGCCGAAGUGUUUUCUAUCACCUUGAAGAACCUUGAAGAACUACAAACAUGUACAUAAACCCACACAAACCCUUUUUUAUGACGUCAUUUCUAUAAUGUUGUAUCCUCAACCUGUCACCCGCUUUGACCAGGAAGUGACUUGAGUAGCACAUCCUUCACCCUCCUCACCCAUCACCUUUCCGCUCACGAGAGCAGCAGGUGAGCAAAUCAAGUGCUCCUCUCAAACUCUUGUCAGGUGAGAUGGGAGGGGCUCGAUGGAGGCGGGGCUAAAAGAUUAUCGUGUGUAGAUAGACGUGACCACCUACUGGUUUUGGUUUCUUUUGCUUCUUUUUCCCCCUCAGUGUGUCACUGUUGUGUGGCUGUGGUCAACUGCAAAUAUACAGUAUUACAACCUGGAAGCUUCACUGUCACAUGGUGCUCUUUUAAACACACACACACACACACGUUUAGCUUGUAUAUUCAUUCCGUUAGUGGCUCCAUGAGGUGGCGUAUUCCUGUCUCCUUGCAUCCUCGUCUCCUUCCCUCUGUCACACCUUUGAUGUCCAUCUCUCCGUCUCCAUCUUCCCCAAAAUAGCUGAUGUCACUUUUUCCAUUUCCCCCUAAUGGAGGCACAAACACUGAGCGAUGGCCGCGAGGAGGGCGGACGGGACGUGAUGGAGGGAUGAAAAGUGGACGGCGUUGAAGGAUGUGAGUAACCGUGGGGGUAAAAUA